Messenger RNA from Debaryomyces fabryi, 1419 nucleotides. RefSeq lists its product as uncharacterized. The transcript has a single exon. Bases 1 to 1419 code for a protein of 472 amino acids. NCBI's taxonomy places the organism in Eukaryota, Fungi, Ascomycota, Pichiomycetes, Serinales, Debaryomycetaceae. Gene Ontology annotation, cellular component: nucleus. Gene Ontology annotation, molecular function: zinc ion binding. The record is from RefSeq and is a predicted model, not a curated record.
AUGUCGGGAACACCAAAAGUACUUAAAGAGUAUCUCGAACUUAUUUCUUCGCCGUCUCACGAGACAUAUAUUGAUCAAGACGAGAGAGGCAUGGAUAGAAUUUUCAAUCACCCAGAUAUACAAUAUUUCAAGAAUAUUAAGGCCAAAAAUCACUACAACUAUCAUAAAUUAAAGAACAAAAAUAAACACAGACCAGAAACUAGCAUUAUAAAAUCACCAGCAUUUGAUCCUUACAGUAGAGAAUAUUUAUUGAAGCGGUUAUCUACGUUCACAGCUCUAAAUUGGCAUAUUCCAUUGUCUAGUGAUCAGAGCGAUAUAAAUGAACUUUCAUGUGCCAGAAAUGGAUGGAAAUGUGUUUCUAUUUCGGCCAAUAAUAAUACAAAGAACCAUCUUUUGUGUACUUCAUGUAACCAUCAACUAAUCCUCAAGUUUAAUGACAUAAAUUCACCAUCUACCUUUGUACCGUUUGACUUUGAUAUCGAAGACUACCAGGAGCUAAAUAAAUCAUUGGUCAGUGAAUACUCUAAACAAAUAAGAAAGUUUGGACAUAGCUCAGAUUGUCCGUGGAUAAAUUUUGAGACCCCGUUGGAAGGUGUAUAUUACCCACGACCUUUCAUAAAUAGCACUAACGAAUUACUUACAAAUGAAUAUUUGAAAAAUUUAAAGAAUUUGGCUAGUAAUUUGGAUGUUCUCAAUAGCACGUCGGGAGUGUUUAAAGAUGCCUUGUUUAAUGAAGAAGAGAACCCAAAGUUCUCCGAUUUCAUAAAAAUUUCAAAGAAUUGGUUGUUAAAUCGCUAUUUUAAAGAUAAUAAGGAGAACUUUUUCAAUUUGUUGGAAAGAGUUCCGCAGUGGGUUUAUAAAGUAGCAGUUCUAGGAUGGGGUUUGCAUAUUCAAUCGUUUUCGAAUCAUUUGGUGCUCUUAUUGAUAUGCUCCAAAUGCAACAAGAGAAUAUUUUUGAACUCAGUGUAUCAUGAACCGAUCGAAAAAAAUAAUUUAAUAGCAGCUACAGAUCUUGGUAUAAAUUUACCUUCUUCUGGAGUUUUAACUCCAUGUAAAUUUCCUCCUUUGAUACUGGGUAAAGAUGAGCACCAUGAUACCUUGUAUACUGAUUCGGGGCCCGAUGAGUCAGAACUUGAUGGUUGGGAUAAAGACAAAAUAGAUUUGGUGGAAGAGCAUAAGUCUUGGUGCUGUAAUAUUAAGUUAAUUGAUGGAUCUACAUCGCUUUACCAAUAUUAUAUCAAUAUAGUCACAAAUUCUGGGAACAUUCAUAAUGAAGGCACAUUUUACACUCAAUAUGAUAUUGAUGUAAGUAAUAUACUUAAUUCGGCACAUAAAAGAAAACAUAGUUUUGACAUUAACGAAGGAUUGGACAAGUUCCACAAACUUCGAAAAUUGUAUUUAGUGGACGAUGAUAUAUAA